ACAUUUUCUUUUUGUUUAGCAAGAAAAAGAUGUGGGGAAAUUAUUAUUAAAUUAAUUUAGUGUGGACAGAUGAGCAAGAAAUGAAAUGGCAAAUGAAUAAAAGCUGCUUUGAAAGAUGUUGGUGUGCCUAUUCUUAAAGAAAAUAUAUUGUUUACAACAGCAAAUAAUCUAAGAAUCUGUGAGAUUACCCAUAGCCUAUUAGAAAAAUUAUGGAUGAUGCUGAGAUUAUAAUUAUUCUUUAACUGUGAUACUAUUUUACAUUUCCUUAAAUGUAUUUUAAUUUUAUUUGAUUGAUUUGCUGAUGUCUAAGUGAUGAUUGUAAAUAUGCUAUUUUAUUUCCAAAAAAAACAACAACAAACAUUUGUUGCAAUAAAAAAAAUCUAUUUUGAUUAAUAAUCAACCCAUAAAAUAGAAUAUCUAGACAUUUUUCUUAUAUAAAAUCAUGCAUUAGGUAUUAAUAUUUAGAAUGCAUCUAUUUUUUUCAUAAUAUUAAUUAUGUUCUUCAUUAACUUGUGUUGCAGAUUUGAUAUAGAUUUAAAAAUUAUUUACUUCAUUCUUAAAAAAUUACUUAAAAUCAAAGCAUUACUUUUCAAUUUUUUAAAUAAUAUUUUCAGCAUAAUAAUUAAUUCAUACUUUAAAAGUAUAGAUACCAGACACUUAAAUAAAAAAAAAAAUUCUCUUUCAAGAUUUAAAUCUUUCAAAAUGAAUUUUUAACAAACAUAAGUACUUUUCAAUUACAAAUAGUGUUUUACUAUAUAUUCAUUAAGAGUACACUUAUAUUUCUUUAAAUAAUAAUUAUUAAUCCUAUCAAUACAUUCAAAAUUGAUUCAAUGUUACAUGCAAUAAAGAGAAACUCAAAACAAACUUAGAAAAAAAUUGAGGAUCAUUCUUGUCACAAAAUUAGAUAAAUUGGCAGCACAAACAAAAAAAUACUCUUGACCUAUUUCCCAGUUUGAUUCAACUUCCGGUAGUGAACAGAAAUGACAUGGAUCUAAAAAAUCAAGACUUUCCUCCUCUCAAAUAAAAAUUAAUAUCUCCCCUUCCACUUGUCAUACAAUGAUAAAUUUAGUAUGGUUGGAAAUAUUUUUUCAAGCCCUAUUCAACCAUAUAGGUUUUAUUAGUAUAUUCUUGUUUUGAGUUUUGCAAGUGCUGCUGUGGACUGUGCAAGUCUGGCAAGUAGUUCAUCUGAGAUAAUAGCUCCAAGCUCCCAACUAAUGUUCUUUGUCCAGCUGUCUGCAAGUAAUGGCUCGCAUACGCUACGCUUCUGAUUUUGACAAAUCAGUUUUGCUAAACAAUUUUGAAAAUCGUGGUUGGAUACAAGUCUCACCGGAAGAGGAUUGGAAUUUUUAUUGGGCAGGUGUUCACAAUAUACGCAAUGUCUUUAGUGUUGAAAGUGGAUUCAGGUUGCAGGACAACCAAGUUAUAAAUCAUUUUCCUAAUCACGUGGAGCUGACACGAAAAGAUUUAAUGGUGAAAAAUAUAAAACGUUACAGAAAGGACCUUGAGAAAGAUGGUAAUCCUUUAGCAGAAAAAGAUGAAACUGGGCGCUUCGUGCACUUAGAUUUUAUUCCAUUAACUUUCAUGCUACCAGCAGACUACAAUCUUUUUGUUGAAGAGUUUAGGAAAAACCCAAACACAACAUGGAUAAUGAAACCAUGUGGCAAAGCAAGAGGUAUAGGAAUAUUCUUAGUGAACAAGUUAUCUCAGUUGAAAAAGUGGUCCAGAGAUGGCAAAGGCAGUGUAUUUAGUCCACCAACUGCUAAAGAGACUUACGUCAUUUCUAAAUAUAUAGACAAUCCGCUUCUGAUUGGAGGGAAAAAGUUUGAUCUAAGAUUGUAUGUUUUGGUGACUUCUUUCAGACCACUGAAAUGUUACAUCUAUCAUCUGGGUUUCUGCCGUUUCUGUACAGUCAAGUACAAUGCCAGCCUGAACGAACUGGACAACAUGUUUGUUCAUCUCACCAAUGUCUCCAUACAAAAACAAGGAGAAGACUACAAUGCAAUCCAUGGUGGGAAGUGGACAACACAAAACUUAAGAUUGUUUCUGGAGAGCACCAGAAGUAAGGAAGUCUCUGACAAACUUUUUGAUGAAAUCAACUGGCUGAUUGUUCAUUCACUCAAAGCUGUAGCUAGUGUAAUCUCCAAUGACAGACAUUGUUUUGAAUGCUAUGGAUAUGACAUUAUCAUUGAUGAUAAUCUGAAGCCAUGGCUGAUUGAGGUCAAUGCAUCACCAUCCCUGUCUGCUACUACCUCAAGUGAUCGCAUCAUGAAAUACAGACUGAUAUCAGAUGUUAUUAACAUUGUCAUUCCACCUGGAGAACUUCCAGAUGUCAGGUGGACCAAAAUACCAGACAAAGAAAACUACGGCCAUUUUGAAUUAUUAUAUGAUGAAGAGCUUGCAAAUAAUGAACAAAGUAAUCAAGAAAUGAAAGUCAAAGCAUCUUCUUUAAACUUUCCUGGCAAGAGAGACGCUCGUAAAGGGGGACAAGCUACUUGGAAAUAAUGUUUUUUUUUGUUUUUUAGGCAAAUUUAGUGUUUUCCGUCCUGUAAUUUAAUUUUUUGUUUAUCAAAAUACCUUUCAAAUUAGUAGUUGAAGACAUUCCAUAUUUUAAGCUGUGUGAAUGGAUUUUUUUUUUUAACUACCUCUUUGUUGAUAUUGGAUUUUCAAUAUUUUAUAAGAUGAUUUUGGUUGUAUAUGUUAAGGUUUAGUGUUAUAAGAAUUAUUUUGACCGAUUUGUAGUGCCUCUGCUGUUUUCUUUUUAUUAGUGAUAAAUCUUACGGGGCUUUUUUUUCUGAUGGUUUUGUUCUAGUCUAUACUUUGCUGUUGAAGAUUCCUAAAUAGGUUAAAGAGCAUUUGAAGUGUGUACUUUUUUAAGACUUUUUUUUUUGUGAUACACAAAUGUCUUGUUGAUUGUUUUCUUCAUCUACAGAGAAGAUUCCAUGAACACUUUUCAUUUAUAAUAAAGUUCACAUUUGCCACCAAGAA
This is a messenger RNA of Biomphalaria glabrata, 2985 nucleotides long. Its product is annotated as polyglutamylase complex subunit TTLL1-like. Gene Ontology annotation, molecular function: tubulin-glutamic acid ligase activity; tubulin binding. Bases 1243 to 2502 code for a protein of 419 amino acids. Gene Ontology annotation, biological process: protein polyglutamylation; microtubule cytoskeleton organization. Gene Ontology annotation, cellular component: cilium. NCBI's taxonomy places the organism in Eukaryota, Metazoa, Mollusca, Gastropoda, Planorbidae. The transcript is spliced from 15 exons. The record is from RefSeq and is a predicted model, not a curated record.